This is a messenger RNA of Ostreobium quekettii, 930 nucleotides long. The record is from the annotation of a GenBank genome assembly. Lineage: Eukaryota; Viridiplantae; Chlorophyta; Ulvophyceae; Bryopsidales; Ostreobiaceae.
AUGGUGGUGCUGCGGUAUGGGGGAGUGGGGGUGGAGGUUGCUGCCGAGGGUGGCCUUUGGAGUGUGCACCCGGCCAGUGUGGACAGCCUGACAGUGAAUUCGGCGGGGAUAGUUGUGCAGCAUCACUUCCUGGAGUCGCGGAAGUUCAGGUGGGGUUUGAGGAAGAAGAGCCUGGCGUCAGAGGCGAGGGGCGUUCAGGGCUCAGGGAGGGACAUCUUUUCAGUGGGCGUGUCAUUUCACCCGCCGUUCAGCAUGUUCGUCAAUCUGAAGGGGCAGGGGGAUGUGCAGAGCGGGGCGGAUGCGAGCGAGGCGCUGUCCCUGUGGGGGGGAUGGGAGGCAAGGCUGGCGCCCACGCGGGGCCCGAGGGUGGUGGACGUGGUUUUCGGUCCGCUGGGAUCGGCGAUCAAGGACCUGGUGCUCGUGGAUGUUGGGGCGGGCUGGGGCUUUUCUCUCUGGCGGCCGCAGCAGCGUAGGGGCACUGGGGGGAUCGCCUUUGAGGCCUUGGCCAGCUUGCUGCUGGCCCUGAAGCAGAGCCUGAAAGCCAACGGGCUCCAAGACCUUGUGGACGUGCAGCCCAUGCUGCGGGCCCACAGGAAUGAGACGAUCUGUGUGGACCACCCUCUCUGUGCCCUGCCCAAGUCUGCUAAAUUUGAUAAGGACUCGGAUCAGGCGGCAGAUGGUGCAGACUUCAGGAGAGGCCAUGGAAAUCGCAGCAUCCACGGCAUGAUGGAGGGGUGCUGGCGGGUGGUGCUGUGCGGCACCCUGGACUUGUUGCUGGGUGAGGAAAUGCGGAUGGGGGCCCUGAAGGUGAGCACAGGCAGUUGGGGUGGAUGGAUGUCGGAGGUGGGGUUGGAGCUCAUCAGGCGCCAAAUGCCAAAUGCAAUCCACCAGGAGAGCAAUGUGUGCGAUGCGUGUAGUUGGAUACACUGA